CACUUCUUGGACAGCUUUUUGACUUAUAGGAGCCUCAGUACAAAUUGGUAAAACACUGUCUACUUAUCUGAGGCCAGCGAGUAGUGACCUUGAGCAUUUUCUUUGUGAAGUACUAUUAUAUAUCAUCCACCAUGGCAUCAAUGACAUCAUCCAGCCGCCGGUCCACCUCUUCAUCCUACUGCUCAUCAGCCUGUUACAGCACCUCCAGCUCUUAUCGAUCCAAUGGCUCACUGGGGGGUUCAUCUGACUCUCAAGAACCCCUUUAUGAACCUUUUGUCAACACAGCUGUUCCUUCUUAUCUGUUUGAAGAAGAUGGUACCGGAGGGUCCAGGUCCAGUUGUUUGGCCUCUUUCAGCCCACACGCCAGAUCUUCCUUUGGACUCUCUGGGCCUGUGGAUGGCGCUCAGGUGGUGUGUCACAAAAGUACAGGUGGGGUGAGCCUGCUGGGAGACAGGUACUACGUGUCAGCCGACGUCAGCCAGUUUCAGCCGCACGAUAUCGCUGUGAUGGCCUACAACCAGCACGUUGUCAUUCACGCCGAGAAGGUGAUGGACGAUGGAAGCGUCAGUGAUACAUUUACACAUCAGUCUCUCUUCCCGGAGGAUAUGGAUCCCCUGUCUGUCUGUGGGACCUUUAGAUCUGAUGGUAUCCUGGUGGUUAGCGUUCGUCGGAUGCCCACACUGGGGGGGCUGGAUUGUCCUUGUAGCUCGCAGUGAAGAUGACCUUUGACCUUGUAGCCUCACAUGAUGUAUCAGAAACUGUUUGUUGGCAAACAUAUAGUAACAUAGUGUCAUGGAGCCUUGGUGGUCAUCAAACCUAGGUGUCUGAAAUGAAAGAA
This is a messenger RNA of Thalassophryne amazonica, 838 nucleotides long. RefSeq names its product heat shock protein beta-7-like. The record is from RefSeq and is a predicted model, not a curated record. The coding region runs from base 132 to 716 and encodes 194 amino acids. NCBI's taxonomy places the organism in Eukaryota, Metazoa, Chordata, Actinopteri, Batrachoidiformes, Batrachoididae. The transcript is spliced from 3 exons.